This is a messenger RNA of Suillus subaureus, 527 nucleotides long. RefSeq lists its product as uncharacterized. Lineage: Eukaryota; Fungi; Basidiomycota; Agaricomycetes; Boletales; Suillaceae. The transcript is spliced from 6 exons. Bases 18 to 527 code for a protein of 169 amino acids. The record is from RefSeq and is a predicted model, not a curated record.
CUCACCUAGAACAAAUCAUGGCGGAUGCAUCGGAAAUUAAAGAUGUUCUUUACGACGCUCUAGAAAUAAUAUUUGGAUGGGGGCCCAAGAUUACGGAACGAAGCAAAGUGGAAUAUGGCCCACUGAAGCUUAAUAUUGCUCCAAAGCGGUUGAACUGGGCUGGUUGUAUUCUUCUAUUAUUGCUUGCGGCCGCUUUGCCCGAUGAUCAAUCUCUUUCUAACGAGGUUAUCCUUGGAAACCUUAUGAAUAAUGUUUUGUGGAAGGCAUCAAUAUGCGGGUGCCCAUCCGCCAAUGACAGCCAUGACAUUGUCGUCCUGUUGCGCUUCGGCAGUUCUCGCCCCGUCCUAGUCACGACACUAACAUCAUUCCUUGUCAAGUUCGCCGAUGCCCGGGUGCAUAUUCCUGCGGGGAAAUCGACAAGACAUGAGUCUACAUAUCUUCCUAUGCUUUAUUUGCAUUUUGGCUUCAAUAUUGCAGCCAUGUGUUUGCGGGGAGCCAUCGCGCCCACAGUUCUAGCGCUUCGUUAA